AUGCCGAUAAAUCAAUACUGCCUGAGCUUGAUCAACACAUGGAGAGGCACCGAGCAACAGAGGUGGACUAAAACAUCCACCAUUCUCCAGCUCCUCGUCUCGAUCCAAGGCCUCGUGCUGAACUCGAGGCCUUACUUCAACGAGCCUGCCUUCGCGCCAUUCAAAAACACGAAAAACUCAAAGCGUUCCAAUCGCUACAACGAGAAUGCUUUCAUCCUCUCCUGCACCACUAUGCAAAAGAUCAUCAACCGCCCGCCACAGAAUUUUGAGGGCUUUGUGGUUGAGCAUUUUCGACAGCGUGCUGCCCCGUUGAUACAAGCCAUCGAUCGCUAUCAUCAGGGCCGUGUGGUGGCUGGCGAGUUAGGCAUGACGUCGCCAUCCUCUUCAGCUCCUAACGUUGCCGUUUCUGCAAAUUUCAAGAUCGGUUUGGAACGGAUUCGAGGCCAGCUUGAGCAGGCCCUCGCCUCCCGUUCCAUUCCCGUUCCAGCCAAGCCUAUCGCUGCUGCUACCACAGCCGAGUCUGAGAAGAAGGAUGAACACCGUAAAAAGGGGCUUCUCGGUAGAAUCUCUAGCUUUCUUCGCAACAAGAUUCGGAAAAAGAAACAAGUGAAGAGUAGUGCAAUAGGGUUUAGGGUUUAG
Messenger RNA from Salvia hispanica, 639 nucleotides. The record is from RefSeq and is a predicted model, not a curated record. Lineage: Eukaryota; Viridiplantae; Streptophyta; Magnoliopsida; Lamiales; Lamiaceae.